AUGGAGGAGAUGAUAUCGGAGACUCCUAAUCAAGAGCGCGACACUUGGGGCAAUGGUCUGGAAUUCCUGAUGUCGUGUAUCGCAAUGUCUGUGGGACUUGGAAAUAUCUGGAGGUUUCCAUUUACUGCCUUAGAAAACGGUGGAGGCGCCUUCCUGAUACCCUACUUGAUAGUCCUGCUCAUUGUCGGUAAACCGAUAUACUACAUGGAAAUGUUAAUAGGGCAGUUUUCGAGUCGAGGCAGUGUUAAAGUUUAUGAUUUUGCACCGAUAAUGAGAGGCACCGGUUACGGGCAAAUGCUGUGCACAGCUGUUGUGAGUACGUACUAUGUGUCGCUAAUGGCCUUAACCGCUCACUACAUGUAUUCAUCCCUGAGUGCGGAGCUGCCUUGGGCCCGUUGUAGGCCCGAAUGGGGCCCUAACUGUUUUAAUUCCGUAUUGGAAGAAACGUCUGUAAACGACACUGCCCUCAUGCCAUCGGCAGAACUCUAUUUCAUACAUGAGGUUCUUCACGAGAAUCCUGAUUUGACCGAUGGUGUCGGCAUGCCCGAUUGGAAAUUGACAAUAUGCCUAUUCAUAUCAUGGGCAUCCAUUGUUUUGAUGUUACUAAAAGGAGUGAAAACUUCAGGAAAAGCAGCAUAUUUUCUAGCAAUUUUUCCAUAUGUGGUCAUGCUGGUUUUAUUAAUACGAGCCGUCACUUUACCUGGCGCCGCAAAUGGUAUAUUAUUCUUUGUUAAGCCGAAUUGGGGAGAGUUGUUGAAUCCAAAAGUGUGGUACGCGGCUGUGACGCAGGUGUUCUUCUCGUUAUCCGUCUGCUUUGGCAACAUCAUAAUGUACUCCUCGUAUAAUAGCUUCCGACACAACGUGCACAGGGACGCUUUAAUUGUUACAUCUCUGGACACAGUGACAUCGAUGUUGGCCGGUUGUACUAUAUUCGGGAUACUUGGCCAUUUAGCCCACCAGACCGGGACGGACGAUGUGGCUUCGGUCGUGCGCGGGGGAACUGGCUUGGCGUUCGUCUCUUAUCCGGACGCUAUUGCUAAAUUCACCUAUCUACCACAGGUGUUCUCCGUGCUGUUCUUUCUAAUGCUGUUCGUGCUGGGAAUAGGAAGCAACGUCGCCAUGGCCUCGUGCAUGAUGACGGUUAUAAGAGAUCGUUUUCCUCAGGUAAAACAUUGGCAAGCUGCAGUGGGAAUCGCUUGUGUAGGUUUUUGCGUGGGAACAGUUUAUGUUACUCCGGGAGGCCAAGCCGUUUUAAACCUUGUGGAUCAUUUUGGAGCUUCAUUCAUCGUUUUCUUUUUGGCGAUAGCACAAAUGUUGGCAAUCAGUUGGAUAUAUGGUUUGGACAAUUUCUGUCGGGACGUCCGCUUCAUGCUGGGCGAGAAGGUGGGCCACGUAACCCGUUACUGGCGUAUCUGUUGGGGCGUCGUGACUCCCAUUCUGAUGGUCGUCAUCCUGAUAUACACGUUAGUGACUCUGACCCCUCUCAAGUACGCCGGUCAAGAUUAUCCGGAUUAUGUGUACGCUGUUGGCUGGUGCUUGGCGGCCGCUGGCUUGGCUCAAUUACCAUGUUGGGCAAUUUGGGCUUUAUACCAACAAAAAGGACAAAACUUCUUACAAAGGCUUUGGGGUGCUUUAUCCCCUCAAUCGAAUUGGGGACCCCUGGACGACCAAACUCGCAGCGAGUGGAGAGCUUUCAAACAACUCGAAGACGAAAAGGAACUCGCCCGAGGCUCACCAAGAAACUUUUGGGAAAGGCUGAAAGACGCGUUACUUGGACAAUAA
Molecule: messenger RNA, 1782 nt
Organism: Ctenocephalides felis (cat flea)
Lineage: Eukaryota; Metazoa; Arthropoda; Insecta; Siphonaptera; Pulicidae
Product: sodium-dependent nutrient amino acid transporter 1
Exons: 13
Coding region: 1-1782 (593 amino acids)
Biological process (GO): sodium ion transmembrane transport
Cellular component (GO): membrane
Molecular function (GO): L-amino acid transmembrane transporter activity
Source: RefSeq, a predicted model, not a curated record